Molecule: messenger RNA, 792 nt
Organism: Entrophospora sp. SA101
Lineage: Eukaryota; Fungi; Glomeromycota; Glomeromycetes; Entrophosporales; Entrophosporaceae
Source: the annotation of a GenBank genome assembly
AUGCCUCAUAAUUAUUCACUAGAUGUCAAUGAUGAAACAACAUCUAAUACCAUUGACUUGGAUCAAAACAAAGAUGUUGAUUCUGAUUUACAAAAUAUUAUCAGAUGUGAUUCUAAUCUACAAAAUGUUAGAAAUAGUUCUAAUAGACCAAAGAUUAAUUCAAAAGAAAUUAUUAAUCAAUCCAAAACUGAUAAUGAAAAUUAUUUAAAACAUGCAGGAAUUCUUGUUCGAGAUAAUGUAAUUGCUGAACAAGUAUUGGAAAAAGUUAUAACAAAAAAGGAUUUUUCAUUGAUGGAAAUAAUUGGACAAUUUAACCGUGGAUUUAUUAUUACUAAACUUUGGAAUUCUGAUGAUGGCUUUGAUUUAUUUAUUAUUGAUCAGCAUGCAUCUGAUGAAAAAUAUAAUUUUGAAACUUUACAACUUCACACUAAAAUACAAACACAGCCACUAAUAAGUCCAAGAGCACUUCAACUGACAGCAACUGAAGAAUUAACAGCAACUGAAAAUCUUGAUAUAUUGCAAUCUAAUGGAUUUGAAUUACUAGUUGAUUUAGAUGCACCCCCAACUAAUAGAGUGAAGUUAAUAGCACAACCUAUCAUUAAGAAUAUGAUCUUUGAAAUUAAAGAUUUAGAAGAAUUGAUUCAUAUGCUGUCUGAAAAUCCAAGAACAUUAGUUAGAUGUUCUAAAGCAAAAAAAAUGUUUGCAUCCAAAGCCUGUCAUAAAUCUGUCAUGGUAGGUGAUGCUCUCAACAAACAACAAAUGACAAAGGUUUGGAAUUUAAUUCAGUACUGA